CCAUGACGGCCGCGGCCCCCUAUCCACCUUCGAGACGCCUAUCCAGCGCAACCACCUCCACUAGCUCCACCGGCAAUAAUCCGAAUAUGUACUAUAGUGGUAAUGUUUCGGAUAUUCGUCGAAGCACAUCGUCGCGCUCAGCCAACGCCCAGCUGGGAUACGUCGCCUUGAUGCGAAGGCAGAAGGCGACUGUUUGGUGUGACCGGGCCCAGCCAGAAGAUCCGCGACUGCGGGCUCAGAAAUUGGUGGAUAAGAAGCGGGCAUACCUGGAAGUCCAUGGCGCAGGCGCCGGGCGUACGGGUACCCUGGGAAGCGGCAAAAACAAGCACGGCGCUAAAGGGGGUACUGACUUUUCACCCUCGGCGCUUGUCGGUGCAACGGUUCCAGUUCGCCUGAGUGCCAACGAAGUGGGCGAUGCCGACGAGGAUGCCCACAGCGAUCGUGGAUUCCCGUAUCGCCGCACCGGCAGUGGCCGCAGUUCGCUCGGAAGCAACUCGCGCUAUCCGAGUGGGUAUCAGCGAAGCACUGUGGGUAGCAGUGGCUCUCCAUCGAACGAGAUGAGCGACUUGCCCGACGUUUCCGAGCACCCUCGAGCAGAAACCGCCGAAGCCGAGGCAGAACAUGCUUCCAUCAAGGAUAACGCCUCUCUGAAUAGCUUAGGCAGUGAACCGGAAGACAAAUUCGGCACUCUGGCAGAUAUGGCUGCCCCCAGCGCUGCACAAGCCGCCAUCGAGAAGGCCAAGAAGGCGGAUGAGCUGAGGCGCCGGGGCAGCGUGGACGAUAGGACCACAUCAAUGACCAAUGUCCGACUCUUUGUUGCGAACCCGGAUUUGAGUGAUUAAGAUGCAUUUUAGCCGCGCGCUUGGCAUAUUCUUGGAUUUACCAUGCCACGUCUCCGCCUAUCUUCGAACUCAACGUUUUUCCUUUUUGAUAUCUGUUGAACCUCUUUUCUUCCUGCAGUCCUGCCUCGCAUUUCAUGGCCGGUGUCUAGGCUUCAUGCCAGAGCCUUGGGCCCAAAUGUUAUAAUGGCUGGGUCACAAUUCUGAUUGUUCUGUUUCAAGUUGACUUUUGUAUUGCACACUUGUUCUAUUCCCCUGACAGCAUGUUAUUGGCGCUUUUGUCUCCCUCUCUCUCUCUUUUUGUGUCGUACGGAUUGCGUACGGCAGAUGAGUGUGAUUGGUCCGCACCCAUGUGGCUGAUGGAUUUAUGAGUAAUCAUAGUAAUAAAUAAUACUCAUGUACAUAUGGCAGCCGUUGUUUGUAGUUAGAGUGGCAUAUACUUGGAACGGGUCUUCCUGCUACCCUACUAUCG
This is a messenger RNA of Aspergillus aculeatus ATCC 16872, 1311 nucleotides long. RefSeq lists its product as uncharacterized. The record is from RefSeq and is a predicted model, not a curated record. The annotation marks the transcript as partial. Lineage: Eukaryota; Fungi; Ascomycota; Eurotiomycetes; Eurotiales; Aspergillaceae. The transcript has a single exon.